Haplochromis burtoni (Burton's mouthbrooder) is the source of this 2551-nucleotide messenger RNA. It is a transcript of the gene rad51d, whose product is annotated as RAD51 paralog D. The transcript is spliced from 11 exons. The coding region runs from base 428 to 1429 and encodes 333 amino acids. Gene Ontology annotation, molecular function: ATP binding; ATP-dependent DNA damage sensor activity; single-stranded DNA binding. Gene Ontology annotation, biological process: DNA strand invasion; reciprocal meiotic recombination; double-strand break repair via homologous recombination. The record is from RefSeq and is a predicted model, not a curated record. Lineage: Eukaryota; Metazoa; Chordata; Actinopteri; Cichliformes; Cichlidae. Gene Ontology annotation, cellular component: centrosome; replication fork; Rad51B-Rad51C-Rad51D-XRCC2 complex.
GUUAAAUACUAUGCAAAAAUAGGCUAACGUACGCCUUAACAACAGUAUACUACAUUACCCACAAGCGAAUGAGUGCAAAAUAUCCUACGGCAAGCAACAAGCCUUCGCGUAUUUUCCCUCGCCUCCGCGUACGCUAAUAACGAAGUUAAGCAGAAGUUUUUGUAGAAGUGUGCCUGUGUCAGUUCACCUGGUGUUGUUAAGUUUUAAAUGUUAGGAACGGUUAUUUAUACCGACUUUAACAACGCAAACAGCGGAAGAGUUUGCCAAAGUUAGCCGCAAAGCUAAAACAACUGGCUGGGAAAGCUAAAAACAACUGUAGCUAGCGGCAUAUGUAUAGUUAGUUAGGUAACCUCUUUUUACUAGAAGCUUCAUCAUGCGUCCUGAUGUUUUCAGUCACAUAUGAAUUAAUCUUAAAAUAUGCAAGACCAUGGUCGUACUAAGAGAGGGGAUGUGUCCUGGACUGGAUGAAGACUUAUUACGCGACCUUCGUGCUGCUGAUAUUAAAACAGUGGAGGACCUGGUUUCAUCAGACAUUGAGGGCCUUGCUCAGAAAUGUUCUGUAUCCUAUAAGGCUCUGUUUGCCAUCCGCCGAGUGCUGCUAGCCCAGCACACAGCAUUUCCUGUGUCAGGUGCUGAUCUGUAUGAGGAGCUAUUGAGCUCAACAGCCAUCCUCUCCACUGGAAACCCCAGCUUAGAUAAACUGCUGGAUUCGGGCUUGUAUACUGGAGAGAUAACAGAGCUGUCGGGAGGCCCGGGAAGUGGCAAAUCUCAGGUGUGCUUCGGUGUUGCAGUGCACAUUUCUUACCAGCUGAAACAGAGUGUGAUCUAUAUCGAUACGACAGGAGGGCUGGCUGCCAGCCGCUUGCUUCAGAUGCUGCAGGCUGAAACCAGCAACACAGAAGAGCAGAUGGAAGCUCUUCAGAGGAUCCACGUCUUCCGUUUAUUUGACGUUUACACUCUGCUCGACUGUCUGUACAGUCUUCGCAGUGGUGGGCUUCAGCAGGCGUCUGUUGGCGGCGGCUCUGUCAAGGCGGUGAUUGUGGACUCUGUGUCAGCUGUUAUCUCGCCUCUACUGGGAGGCAAACAGAAUGAAGGCAUGUCCUUGAUGAUACAAGUGGCAGGAGCUCUUAAGACGAUGGCAAAGGACUUCAACGUUGCUGCUUUGGUAACAAACCAUGUAACGAGAAGUGGCAGCGGGGAAGUGCAGCCCGGCCUCGGCGUUUCGUGGAGUCACAUCCCGAGAACCAGGAUCCUGCUGGAGCGAGUAGAGAAGGCGGCAGCUGUCAGCCAGCCCAGUCUGCGCUCUGCAAAGCUGAUCAAGUCUUCCAGACAGCCUUGUCACAUCAAAGAGGAAUUUGACUUGCAGUGGUGGAGUCGCUCAGAAAAAGGGUCCUCGGGAAAGAGGAAACUGGAUGAGACGGAUUCCUGAUGAGAGCAGCCGUAAUCCUCUGCAUAAAUGUCACACCAAAGGGAGCUACGACACGCCUCUUGCGGAUACAUUCCCAGAUCCAGCUGGGGGUCACUUUCUGAGCCUGGCUCUGUUCUUCGGGUUCGGCCAGAGUGUGCGUGGCGGAGGCUGCGUCGUAAUCUGGCACGAGGUCCCCGUCGUACGCCACGAAGUAUCGCCUCAGCUUGUUAAAGUCCUGCACCGAGUCGGGCAGGAAAAGCUUCACGCCGCUGAAGAUGUCAAGCAGCGUCUACGGGGAAAACAGUGAGGUCAGCAGAACAGACACCCUGCAGCAAUACUUUCCCUACAUUCAAGGGAGCAAAGUGCUCUGCUUUUCUGCACUGUUCAGGCUGUGUAAUAUUACCAAGUCACUGAUGGAAAUGAAGAAAAAGACUAUUUGAUAUAAAGACAUAAAAAGGCUUUGUAGAGCUCAGUCUGUGAUUAAUAUCAGUCCAACUCUAACAGUCAGUAAACCUUAACAGAAUCUCUUCACGUCCAAAGAAGAAUUUACAAACUCUGAAUUUGUUGCAGUCUCACAGGGGACACCUGCAUUAAAGGAUGCACACCCAGGCCUUGUUGAAAUAUAAACUAUUGUGGCAGUAAUUAAGGAACAAACAGCCAGUUUCCGCUUGUGAUUGCUUGAGAUAGUGGAAUGGUGUUAGUGAGGUGGCCACAUUUCACAGAGUGAAGACAAACUCUGUAAAGGUCAGACCAGGAUGUGAAUAAACAUUCAAGUUGGAUCUAACAAUCACAGCGGCUGCUCGGCCAAUACUCAGCACAAACCGGCCUGUUGACCUGGUUCAGUUAAUGACCUCAUAUACGCAACAUUGUACAUCUAAACUUUUUCUUCAGAAAUUGGGAAUUAUUGGCAUAAUUCUAGCUUCAAAAACAGUCCAUAAGCUGGUUAAAGGUUCCCCUGCCCGUUCCUGUUUCUGUCCUUUGACAGCAGUUACCAGAGUUGCAAAUAUAAAGAGCCACUAAACCGCCAAAUUUGGAAUAUUUGUAUCUUUAACACUGUACUGAAAACGAGAAAAAAAGUUUUAAAACUGUCAAGAUUUUAUUAGUCAGCUGGCCUCUGAGUGUUGUAAUCUAUAACCUGUCAAA